Molecule: messenger RNA, 883 nt
Organism: Nematocida parisii ERTm1
Lineage: Eukaryota; Fungi; Microsporidia
Exons: 1
Coding region: 1-708 (235 amino acids)
Biological process (GO): endoplasmic reticulum unfolded protein response
Cellular component (GO): endoplasmic reticulum membrane; Hrd1p ubiquitin ligase ERAD-L complex
Molecular function (GO): ubiquitin-specific protease binding; misfolded protein binding
Source: RefSeq, a predicted model, not a curated record
AUGCAAAUUGAGUCUCAUAUUGUACAAUUCUAUAAAUCUAUCCCAAUAGUCAGCAGAACUCUGUUCACAAUAAGCAUGGGGCAGACUGUGCUUACAUACUUAGAUAUAAUCAGUCCAUACAAUCUUAUAUAUUCAUUCCCCCAUAUAAAGCAGCUCGAGCUGUGGAGGGUUGUAACUGCGUUUUUCUACUGGGGCCCUGCCACACUUGACACUUUAGUGCAUCACUUCUUUAUGCUGAAAUACUGCAUUAUGAUGGAAGAGGCAGGAAGCAAUCCAGCAGAGUUUCUGUAUAUGAUUCUUGUAGGAAUGGCACAAAUUCUAGUGUUUGCAACUGCACUUGGGCUGCAGAGACUUUCUAGUAUAUUAUCAACAUAUAUUAUUUAUGUAUGGAGCAGGAAAAACCCUCUUAUUGUAGUGCAGUAUAUGGGUCUGUUCAGCCUACCAGCACAUUACAUACCUUGGAUUAUGUUUAUAUUCUCAUACCUGGCAGAAAGGUCUCUUCCAAUAAAUGAUCUAAUUGGGAUUUUGACAGGGCAUGUGUACUUCUACUUUAAAACAGUCUACAUAAAAACAAACCCAGGAAGUGACCCGCUGGCAACGCCGCAGUUUCUUAAAAAUCUGUUUAUAAAAAGAAAAGCACAACCCACCCAGUCCGAAAGGCCUGCAGGCACAAGAAGGCCAACAACACUCGCAGAUUUAGAGGAAUAAGUACGUGUGUUAAUAGCACUGGAUGUAAAACCUAGGUGGUAUGGGCAAUAAAGCUGCUAAUACUCGCACAUUGCCAUUAUAUAUGCAAAAGAUCUUUUCAUAUAUUUUAUACCUAGGUAAGCAGGCAUAAAAAUCAGGAAAAACUGGCUAGACAGAAAAAUAAAGCAUGUUCCAG